Molecule: messenger RNA, 5013 nt
Organism: Podarcis lilfordi (Lilford's wall lizard)
Lineage: Eukaryota; Metazoa; Chordata; Lepidosauria; Squamata; Lacertidae
Source: the annotation of a GenBank genome assembly
AUGCACAUCUUCGCACCGACAGUGUGGGCGUGCACGGCGGCAACAGUUGACCUGGAGGCGGUGCGACGAGCGUUGCAGGAUGACUCCUUCGCGCAAGCAAAGAUGGCAGAGGCGCACAGGGGCACGGCAGCGACCGACGAGUUCCAGCUGCGAGAUGGUUUGCUCAUCCGUAAAGGGGCCAUCUACGUGCCGGGAGACGAACUUCGCGCCAAGGUACUGCAGCAGCUGCACGACGCGCCCACUGCCGGGCACUUUGGCAAGGAGAAGACGGUGGAAUUAGUAGCCAGAGACUUCUGGUGGCCAGGAAUGAGAGGGGAAGUCGCGGACUACGUGGCGAGGUGUGACACCUGCCAGAGGGCCAAACCAGUGCACAGACCGCCGGCCGGAUUGCUGGAACCGCUGCAAACUCCGUUCGAACCAUGGGAGAGAGUGGCCCUGGACUUUGUCACGGAUCUGCCCAGCUCGAGGGGCAAGACGGCUGUGCUGGUGGUGGUGGACUUGUUCUCCAAGAUGGCACAUUUCAUUCCGUGUGCGAAGGUGGCCACGGCGGAACAAACCGCCAAACUGUUCAUAGACCACGUGUUCAAGGUUCACGGUCUGCCGCGGUCUAUUCUGUCCGACCGAGGGCGACAGUUCAUCUCGAACUUCUGGCAGAGGCUGAUGGGCUUCCUGAACGUCAAGAUCAACCUGGCGUCGGCUAGACACCCGCAGACCAAUGGGCAAGCGGAGCGGGUCAAUGCCAUCAUGCAGCAGUACCUGAGAUGUUAUGCGAAUCAACAGCCUGCGACGUGGGUGGAUUACCUGCCUCUCGCCGAGUUCGCCUACAACAACACGAAGCACGUGUCCACGGGGGUCACGCCGUUCUUCGCCAACAACGGGAGGCACCCCAGAACCUUCCCGGGACUGGAAAGAAUGGGGGAGGGGGAGCCGCAGACAGCAGAUGCAUUCGCGGCGGAGUUGCAGGAGGUCCACGAUCAGCUGCGGCGGCACCUGGAGCUGGCUAAACACGCAUACAAGGUACAAGCGGACAAACACAGAAGGGUUGGCGAAGAGAUCCAUGUGGGAGACUGGGUCUGGUUAGCAGCCCACGCAGUGCCGGCCAGGUCGUUGGCGAAGAAGAAACUAGGGCAUAAACAACUGGGGCCCUACCAAGUCGAAGAACAGGUCAACCCGGUGGCUUUCAGGCUGGCUCUUCCGGAGGGUUCCAGGAUGCAUCCGGUGUUCCACAGAUCGGUGCUCACUCCAUACAAGGCACCUCACAGGUUUCAGGAACCAGGAACGGCACCGGGUCCGCUCCGAGAGAGAACCGGGCAGGGGGGAGUGGCACGGGAGGAGCGCAUCAACGAAGCCACGGAGAUUUUGGACUCCAGAUGGGGGAAGAGGGGGUAGAAUACCUUCUCGCCAAGGAGGGCACCCCGGCCAGUGCCAACAGCUGGGUGCCGGGCUACGCUUUAGACGAACCUCUGCUCAAAGAAGAGUUUCAUGCCCUCUUCCCACAUAGGCCAAUGCCAGCAGACUUUUUCGACGACUGGCUUUUCACGCCCACGCUUCAGCCAGCACGUUCCGGGGUUCGACUCGGACGAGGAACCGACACGAGACGCCCGUUCCCCGGAGGGGUCACCCUCGGGAUCUGCUUCAGAACCCUCGUAUUGGUGGGAUGAUCGACCAGAGGAGCAGUUCCGCAGAAGGUGGCUGGAGGGUCCAGGACGAGCAACGUCUCCAGAAGGUAACGAGGGAGAGACGGACAUGGACGCUUCGGGACGACCCGGGUUUCGAGCACGGCGGCACAGAGAUGGAAGCGGAGGUGACCGUCGUCAACGAGAGCAGGGAGGAAGAACCGGAAGACUUCAGAUGGCGGCCCGCCACGGGAAGCGAACUGUAUCCGACAUUCGUCCCCCUGACACGGCAGCACCCAGAUCCCGCACCGGAAGGAGGGGAGGGGGAAGAGGGGGCUUCGAGGGGGGGAUGGAUGUCAGGGGUUCAGGAGCAGAGGCAAGGGCAAGGGAGGAAACAGAGAGCGAGGGGAGGAGGCAGAAGAAAAGAUGAGUGAUGACGACGACCCGAGAUCUCCGAGUCUUUCCAGUGAAUCAGAAGAUUCACAGAAAGGAGCACCAGUGGCCAGGGCAAGGGGGAGCCUAGGGGACGCCCCAGGAAGAUAGAGCCAGAGGGGACUCAGAGGGGAGCAGUUGGAAAUCGGGACCAGCGUCACCGCCAGAGAGCAGGGAAGAGGAAGGGAGCCAGGGAUCAAGCGCUGGCAGCUCACAACAGGGGGGAGGGCACGAGUCAGGAGUGGCCACACCUCCAUCGGGGAGCGAAGAAACGGUCAGACGGAAGGUGGAAGGUUGGGCGCGCGCGCCAAGUUCAAAUGCACAGGAAGGUGGCACAGUAGGCAGCCCGGAAAGGGAGCCAGGUCCUAAAGCCCGCCGAAAGGAGGGAGAAGAGUCAGGGGGGUCAGCGUCAGCGACAGAGGAAUCCCGGAAAGAAGAGACCCCAGGGGGCAGAGGGACCCAGAGAAGAACAGUCAGGCGGAAAAGGUGGAGCAGGGCUAGGAUAUUAAGUUGGUGUACAAGGGGCGGAGACUCAGACGGAGCUUCGCCGGUCUAACCAUGAGACGUAGAGUUGCACGCAGCAGUUUGAGAAUGGAAACUGUAACUCAAUAAAGACUUUUGUUUAAUGAUCGCUGGCUAGCGUGAUCCUCUGUGAGCUAGGAUCUGGAAGCAGCUCUGACAGGAAUCAUCGCGAGGUCAUCAGUUUCAAUGUCACCCAACUGUCAGACACGCCCAUAGUGUUAGGCAUGAGUUGGCUGGAUAGACACAGCCCAUCCUUGGCGUGGUACCAGCGGCAGCUCACCUUUGGCUCGUCCUACUGUGCACAACAUUGCAUCCAGAUUGGCCAGGACGAGGAGGGCCGGGAGGAAGGGCAACAGCUGCAUCUAGGCAUGGUGCAGGCAGUGCCCCACAAGUACAAGGGAUUUUUGGAGGUCUUCUGCGAGAAGGAAGCUGACCAAUUACCACCCCACAGGCCCUACGACUGUGCAAUUGACCUCUUACCAGGGGCGACGCUGCCAACUGCGAAGCUGUAUUCCAUGUCUGAAGAUGAGAUGCAGGAGCUCAGGGAGUUCAUAGAUCACAAUUUGAAGCGGGGAUUCAUCCGAGAAUCCAAGGCAGUGGGGGGCAGUCCUGUGUUUUUCGUGAAGAAAAAGGACACGCCCCAAAAACGACUCAUUGUGGACUACAGGGCCAUACCAAGUUGAGGGCAGGAUCAAUCCCGUAGCUUUUCGGUUGACCCUCCCAGAGGAUUCCCGAAUGCACCCGGUCUUUCAUAGGUCGGUGCUUACACCCUACAAGGCCCCACACAGAUUUCAGGAGCCAGGGACGGCACCAGACCCGCGUAGGAAGUCACCAGGGGGGGGGAAGUCACCGAGGACCCCGACACUCAACGAGGUCACGGAAAUUCUGGACUCGAGAUGGGGGGAGGAGGGAGUGGAAUACCUCCUCGCCAGGGAAGGUACCCCGGCUAGCGCCAACAGUUGGGUGCCAGAUUAUGCUCUGGAGGAACCUUUGCUUAAGGACGAGUUCCAUGCACUCUUCCCACACAGGCCCAUGCCAGAGGAGUAUUUUGACGACUGGCUUUUUACCCCCACACUUUCAGGCAGCACCUUCAGGGGGUUCUCCUCCGCAGAGGAGACCACGCCGCAAUCGAGCCCUCCAAGGGGAUCGGGCUCGGGGGUGGACACGGACCGCUCUUAUUGGUGGGACGAUCAACCAGAAGUGGGGUGGCGAAGGGGCCUUGGCAAGCAGCUCGCCUGAAGUAACAGGGGGAGGGAAGGGUUUGGAGGUGUUGGGGGAGGACCCCGGUUUCGAGCACUCCUACACUGAACUGGAAGCAGAGGAGAUCGACGUCGACGAACUGUAUCCAGCAUCUAUCCCCGCUACAACGAAGCUCCCGGAACCUGCGCCCGAGCAGCGGGAGGGGGGAAGGGGGGGCUUCGAGGGGGGGAUGGAUGUCAGGGGUUCAGGGAGAGAGGCACAGGGUAGGCAGGAGAUGGAGAGCGAGGGGGAGGAAUUCCAAGCCAGCGAGGAAGAGGAUGACAAUGACUCAAGGGAUUCCAUGAGUCUUUCCAGCGAAUCAGAGGAUUCCCAGAAGGGGGCGCCGGUGGUCAGGGCCAGGAGCCCCAGGGGGAAGUGUCAGGAGCAGGGUGCCAGCGGAGGAUCCCAAAGUGGCAGCUGGGCGUCAGGACCAGCCUCCCCACCAAAGUGCAGCGAAGGGGUGGAGUUUCCAGUGUGUCAGAGGAAGCAGCUCCAGCAGCAGAGAAAGGAGGGGGUCAGAGCAAGCCGCCCUCCCGGAGGGGGGGGGAGCAGUGAAGGGAGUAGUGUAACUGUCAAAAGGAAAGUUAGAGGUUUGGCGCGCACGCCUAGUUCAAAUGUAGAGGCGCGCGGAAGUGCAGGGAGCCCGGAGGAGGGGCCAGGUCCCAAAGCCCGCAGGAGGGGGGAAGAGCAGUCUGAUUCCGCGUCAGAGGAAUCCAGGAGGGGGGAAACCCCAGUGGGUAGAAGGACCCUGUGGAAAAGGAAGGAGAGAAAGAGGUGGAGCAGCGCAAGUCUCUUAAAUUGGUGCAGGGGAGGGACUGACUCAGAGGGGACUUCAGCGGUCUAGCGUAAGAGACGUAAGGCUGCGCGCCUAGGAUGUCAAGCAAACCAUGAACUGCAAUAAACACCUUUGUAUAUAAGAAGACAUAGGCGUUGGUCUUUUGUGAGCUGAGACUUGAGGCAGCCUUGACAACACGAAUUUGAAAUGAGCACAAUCAGAGCUUAAUUAUCUUCUUUUUAUGUAGAUGGAACCCAAAAUACCUUUUUGCUGUGGUUGGGGGUGAUUCUGGUGCACAUCCAAAAAACAUCAUGCGAAUUGAAAAGCCCAAUCAAAGCUUAUUCGUCGUUUUUCUACGCAUAUGGAAGCGGAAAGACGGAGUUGUGUUACUUUGGUCUCGUUCCACACACUUUGCGAUUUCUGGGUUAA